This is a messenger RNA of Dovyalis caffra, 2718 nucleotides long. NCBI's taxonomy places the organism in Eukaryota, Viridiplantae, Streptophyta, Magnoliopsida, Malpighiales, Salicaceae. The record is from the annotation of a GenBank genome assembly.
AUGGACGCACGAGAUUCCACAUCGAACCGAGACGUCUCAUCGAGCGGCGGCGGCGGCACCUCCACCGGCGGUGGAGGAGGAGAAGACGACCCUAUCCUUUCCGUCACAGCCGCGCUUGCCAAAGACGCUUGGUUACACUUCAACUCUCGCCGGUUCAAUGAGUGCCUUGAGGUUUUGUAUCAGCUAAAGCAGAAAAAAGAAGACGAUCCAAAGGUACUUCAUAAUAUUGCGAUUGCGGAGUAUUGUCGAGAUGGUUAUCCAGAUCCAAAGAAGCUGCUCGAAGUACUUAAUAAUAUUGAGAGUUCAUAUCUGAGGCAAACUUGGAGUUGUGGGUAUUGGAUUGUGUUAUAUGAUUUGGUCUUCUAUCCUGCUAGGAAAAGUGAAGAGCUUGCUCACGCUUCAGGAGAGCAGGUGGAGACUGUUAGCAAUCUUGGGAACAAAGUUGUUUCAGGGUCUAAAGGAAGUGGUGCAACGACACAACAAGCAUCUGCCACAAACAGUACAUCUGUCGUUUACAUGGAUGAAUUUGACCCUGCUGUAGCAAGGCUAAACAUUGCAAUUAUUUGGUAUCAUCUUCAUGAAUAUUCAAAGGCGUUAUCAGUUCUAGAACCGCUGUAUCACAAUAUCGAACCUAUAGAGGAGAGAACUGCUCUUCAUGUUUGCCUCUUGCUGCUAGAUGUUGCGCUUGCCUGCCAGGAUGCAUCUAAAUCUGCUGUGAUACUGUUCACGAUUAAGUUAAGCCUCCUGGGCAUGGGCUCAGGUGGUAGAAAGGAUGUAUUACUAUAUCUAGAAAAAGCUUUUGGCUUUGGUUGUGUGGGUCAAGGUGAUAACGGGAACACCGCACAACAGCAAUCUGCUAAUCCAGUUGCAAAAUCUUUGCCUGUUCCUAGCAGUUCAUUGGGGAUGGAUGCUAAUUCAGAUUUAGCUGCUAGUGAGAAUACUUUGGAAAAUUCUUUGUCAAGAACUCUAUCCUUAUCAGACGAGACACUUGAGUAUGAAUCGAUGUUCUCACUAGACAUAAGUGGACAAAACUUAGCAAGGCCUGCGGGUCUUUCACCUUCAACUGAUCUUUCAAGGGCCCCGAUUGACAGGUCUUUUUCUCCAUCUGAAAUGAAGCUCAAGUUGCACCUUUACAAGGUUCAAUUUUUACUUCUCACUAGGAAUUUGAAACAAGCAAAGCGUGAAGUCAAGCUUGCUAUCAACAUUGCACGUUUGAGAGACUCACCCAUGGCUCUCCUCCUGAAAUCUCAGCUUGAAUUUGCUCGUGGUAACUACCGUAAGGCUAUCAAGCUGUUAAUGGCAUCAAGUAAUCGGACAGAGAUGGGGAUUUCGAGCAUGUUCAACAACCUUGGGUGCAUCUACUAUCAGCUUGGGAAAUACCAUACAGCAUCUGUGCUCUUUUCCAAGGCACUGACUAAUAGUUCGUCUCUUCGGAAGGACAAGCCACGGAAGCUGUUAACUUUCUCACAGGACAAAUCUCUCCUCAUUGUAUAUAACUGUGGAGUACAGCACUUGGCCUGUGGGAAACCCUUACUGGCUGCUCGCUGUUUCGAAAAAGCAAGUUUGGUUUUCUACAACCAGCCUUUAUUGUGGCUUCGGCUUGCUGAAUGCUGCCUGAUGGCUUUGGAGAAGGGACUUCUAAAAGCUGGUCAGGUUCUAUCAGAAAAGUCAGACGUUAUAGUUCAUGUUUUUGGCAAGGGAAAAUGGAGGCAUCUUGCAAUUGAAAAUGGGAUUUCAAGAAACGGGUAUGUGGAUUCUGUUGAAAAGGAAGAUAUGUUUUUGGGUAGUGAUGGCCAACCGAAGCUCUCUAUGUCCCUUGCUCGGCAGUGUCUCCUCAAUGCUCUGCAUUUGCUGGAUUACUCCGAAUUAAAUCACUUGAAAGCUGGUUUCCCUUCUAAUUUAUCCUUGGAUGAAAAUGAAAUGAACGAAGCAGGAUCUAUGAAGAGUCCAAACCACAAGAAUUUAACUGGCCUUGAUUCCAAAGCAUCAUCUAUAGGCCUAGGUCAGGUUAAUGCAAAUGGAGAUGCAAAAGAACAGAAGGGAGGGACAAGUCAGGAAAUCAUGCAGAACUCUAUCUCUUUCUAUGAAGAUAUUUGCAGGAGAGAAAAUCAGAUGAUCAAGCAAGCACUUCUCGCUAACUUAGCAUAUGUAGAGUUGGAAUUGGAAAAUCCCGAGAAGGCCUUGUCAACUGCAAGGUCUCUCUUGGAACUUCCAGUAUGUUCGAGGAUUUAUAUUUUUCUGGGUCAUUUGUAUGCAGCUGAGGCCCUCUGCCUGCUGAACAAGCCCAAGGAGGCUGCUGAGCAUUUGUCGAUUUAUUUGUCUGGAGGAAAUAAUGUGGAGUUGCCCUUCAGCCAGGAAGACUUUGAGCAAUGGCGAGUGGAAAAAGCUUUUGAUUAUGAAGAGUUGAAUGGAGGAUCAGUCGGUAUGAAGAAUUCUUCCCUUGAGGAAUCACUAGGUAUUGUGUUCCUCAAUCCAGCAGAGGCACAUGGAACCCUGUACGCCAAUCUUGCAGUCAUGUGUGCAGUACAGGGUGAUCUUGAGCGGGCCCACCAUUUCGUGACACAAGCAUUAUCCCUUGUACCUAAUCGUCCGGAAGCCACUCUGACAGCCGUUUAUAUUGAUCUUCUGCUCGGUAACUCACAAGCAGCGAUUGCCAAGUUAAAACAAUGUAGUCGGGUCAGGUUCCUCGCAAGUGGUGUACAAUUGAACAAGUGUUGA